This is a messenger RNA of Musca vetustissima, 1619 nucleotides long. RefSeq lists its product as uncharacterized. Bases 24 to 1619 code for a protein of 531 amino acids. The transcript is spliced from 5 exons. Gene Ontology annotation, cellular component: cytosol. Gene Ontology annotation, molecular function: mRNA binding. The record is from RefSeq and is a predicted model, not a curated record. NCBI's taxonomy places the organism in Eukaryota, Metazoa, Arthropoda, Insecta, Diptera, Muscidae.
GUUACAAUUAGAAAAAUAAUAAAAUGGCUGUAAGUAUAGCCUUCAACGCUCAACCUACCAAAGUUUUUGUUGGUAGCUUACCGCCAGGCACAAAACCAGAGGAACUUCGUCAUUUGUUUGAAAACUAUGGUGUUGUCGUUGAAUGUGAUGUCAUGAAUCGGUGUGGUUUUGUACACAUGAAAAAUCCCGCAAUGGCGGAGAAUGCCAUUCAGGCGUUGAAUGCCAGCGAAUUUAAGGGACAAUCAAUUGUUGUGGAACACGGUCGACCAAAGGAACGUAGUGGCGGUCCACAAGGUGGUGGAUCUAAUCAAAUGGUACGCGGCGGUGGUGGUGGAGGACCACAGCGAGGAGGCGGUCGCGGCGUUGGUGGUGUUGGCUUCCCUGGCAAUAUACAGCAUUCGAAUAAAGCCAAACAAGUGGCCACAUUGCAAUUGGCCAGCGUCAUAUUGGAUUUGCUAAAUGACCAAAACCAAAACGAAAAUAUUGCAGGUGGUGGUGGAGGCGGAGGUUUCCUUAUAGGAACAGGCAGUGGUUCAGGUGGCGGUGGAGGUCCUCGUGGUGGCGGUCCCAUGGGAGGUCGUGGUGGAGGCGGUAACUUCCAGGGCGGACGUGGAGGGCCACAAAAUAUGAAUGGACCUGGUCCAAUGCGUAACCAAGGUUUUAAAAAUGAUCGCUCUGCCCCUUACCCAACACAAAAUAUGAAUAUGGGAUCAGGACCACAAGGAGGUGGCGGUGGUGGUAAAUUUAAUCAAAAUAGAUCAGGGGGCGGAGGUAAUUUUGGUCAAAACCGUGGUGGUGGCAACAUUAACAAUUCUGGUGGUAAUGGUCAUUGGAAUAAUGCCAGUGGUGGUCCUGGACCUCGUGGCCCCAAUCGUGGAGGAGGCGGUGGUAAUUUCCAAAAUCAAGGACGAGGUGGUGGAGGAGGAUCUGCUGCUGCUGGUGGAUUCAAUGACAAUUUCUCAAGUGGUUUUAGUGGAAAUAUGAAUAAUAUACCAGCCGGUGGCAAUUUUGGUGGCCAACAAGACAGACGCGGCUUUACUCUACCCACAAAUCAGCCACCAAAAUAUGGUGGUGGUAAUCAGCAUGGAGGUGGUUUUGGUGGUUUGGAUCAAGGUUUUGGCAAUGAUGAUGGUAUGUUCCAAAGACGGAAUAAUAACGGACCCAAUAUGGGUGGUGGUCCCAAUAACAUGGCUGGUGGCAAUUUCAAUCGCGGAGGAAACCGUGGUCCCUCGGGUGGUUUUAAUAAUCGCGGCGGUCCAAAUGGCCCCAGUGGUCCACCUCAACAACAAGGAGGCUUUAAAAAGAAUUUCCCUGCCAAUAACAUGAAUUCCGGUGAUGAUUACAAUCAGCAAUUCCCACCAUUGGGAGGUGGUGCUGGUGGUGGCAGAGGCAAUAACUUCCCACAACAAGGCAAUUUUGGCAAUAAUCGUGCAGGUGGUGGUGGAGGUCCUCGUGGUGGCAAUUUUGGUGGAGGAUUUAACCGAGGCGGCAAUCAACAAGACAAUGUGCCACGUAAUGCUGGCGGUCCCGCAGGACGAGGUGGUUUUGGUGGCGGUGGUCCUGGUGGCAAUAUGAAUCGCAAUGCACCACGACAAAGUAUGCCAAAUCGUCGCUUUUAA